AUGGGCGCUUUGAGAAGAAUUAAGACAAAGCGCAGGACAAGGGAUUACGAUCAGGUUCGGGCUGAUAUUGAAUCCCCCAAACACCUUGCGCAAUACAAAGCCACCAAGGACCCCGAGGACCUACCGGGACUUGGAAAACAUUACUGCGUUGAGUGCUCAAAAUGGUUUGAGAGUGAACACAACCUGGUUGCCCACACAAAGGGUAAAAACCAUAAACGAAGAAUUCGCCUCCUACGUGAAGAGCCUCAUACACAGAAAGUCGCUGAAGCCGCUGUGGGUUUAGGCACCGAUAAGGGCCUUCGCUUGGAAGAAAAUGUUGUCGACAUGGAGGAUUAA
Aspergillus pseudonomiae is the source of this 336-nucleotide messenger RNA. Its product is annotated as putative C2H2 finger domain protein. NCBI's taxonomy places the organism in Eukaryota, Fungi, Ascomycota, Eurotiomycetes, Eurotiales, Aspergillaceae. The transcript has 3 exons. Bases 1 to 336 code for a protein of 111 amino acids. The record is from RefSeq and is a predicted model, not a curated record. Gene Ontology annotation, molecular function: zinc ion binding; nucleic acid binding.